This is a messenger RNA of Plasmodium cynomolgi strain B, 1735 nucleotides long. RefSeq lists its product as hypothetical. The transcript has 2 exons. Bases 548 to 1735 code for a protein of 395 amino acids. The record is from RefSeq and is a predicted model, not a curated record. NCBI's taxonomy places the organism in Eukaryota, Apicomplexa, Aconoidasida, Haemosporida, Plasmodiidae.
UUGUGUGAUGGUAAAAUGCUUCCAAUUUUUGUUUUAUGAACUGUUCAUAUUUUUUUCUAAAUUGGCUUUUUCGCACCUAUAAAUAUGUAUAUAUUUUUUUUUUUUAUGUAGGAUUUAUCUUGCCUGUUCAUAUUUUUUUUUUUUUUUUCCAGCUAGCUUUUCCCAUUUUUGUUUUAAACGAACAUACAUAAGUGUACAUUUUUGCAUCUUAGCAGUUACCAUUUUCGUUAUCACUAUUUGAUAUAUCUUCUGUGGUGUGAAGGUUGUGCUGCCCGCGCCUGUUUGACGUUGCCGCAUCUUUAACUGAACAGGGAACGCCUGGCACAGAGGAGGCCCACUUUAGCAGAUGGAAAAAUCUGAAAAAUGGGGAACUACAACAAUUUGGGAGAAGCGAAGAAGGAAUGUGCGUGCCCCCACAAGCAGAGUAGAGCAGCGACACUUGAAGUUAGCAUACCUUUGCGCUAAGAAGUGAGGGGGGAGCAGCAAAAAGAGCAGUCAAAAUAAGUGAAGCAAUUAAAUAGUUAAGGAGGCCCCCCUCCCCCCAAGCAUGAUAACCAUUUACAAGGAACACCUGAAAGGCAGCCACCACUUCAGCCGCGUAUUCGCGUACGUGCUUCUAAACCUGCGUAAUAAGGAAAACUUCUUUAAAAAAAGAUCCCUUAGGGGAGACCCUUUUUUUAGCAACUGGGAAAAAUCGCAUUACGUGAAGAAGAGGACAGUAAACGAGAGUAGGAAGAAGAAGAAAAAAAAAAACCUAGUCAUCCAUUUUGCCACUAGCCAAAUUAGCUACUUUUACUUUCACUACUUUGUGUAUAUAUUGUUGCCAAAACUGAGAUGUCUGUCUGACUGCGAAAAAAAGAACAUUCUGGAAAACGUCUAUUUGGUUGAUCGCAGGAAUACCGAUGAGAAUGUGAAGGGACAUAUAUACAACAAAAUUAAGCAAGGGGGAAGUAACAUUAUUUUUUCCGACCAUGUGCUAGCCAAAGAGGAAUAUGAUUACACACACACGUUGGGAUUAUUUUUAGAAAAUCCCUUCUUCAUGGACAUACUUGAAAAUGCAAAGGUAAGAAAGGUAAGGCGGCAACAUGCACACUCUUUUAAGAGCAUAAAUAGGCAGCGCUUUUGGAGAAAUACACAAAUGAGCAGGUUUCACUCGGACAGAAGUAAAAACUACUUUGCAUGUAGCAGCUGCUUGUAUGGGACGUACUUCUGGGGGAGUCGUCACCCCAGUGAGUACAACGUAGUGACCAUACUGAAGAGAAAGGCAAACUUAAGUGCCUUCAAAAAAUGCAACGAGGUAAUUCAAGACAUUAACAAUAAUGUGUACUGGGUUAACCAUCACUCUUUUUAUAAAUUUUACGAAACGGCAUAUGUCAGUUUUGUAUAUCAUCGUAUGAGCCUUUUGCAGAGUUUUGUUGACAUGGUAAUAAGGAGGAAGGGGGGGGCUCCGGGAGGAGAAAAAGCUAUUUACAUCGACUUCGACCAUGCCGCUAAUUUGUACGUGAAGUAUUUACAGCUGUUAGCAAGGGUUAGGUCUUUUUCAGGCUGUCCACGGGAAGGAGGGUUAGCUGCGCAUGGGGAUGAGAAUCCUGCGAAAAAAUCCAGCGACACGAAAAAAAAGAGCCUUCUUCGGGAAAUAAAAAAAAAUCUGAACCUACAUGUCUGGAGUAGGAACCAAAAGGAGAGCUUCUACUCCGAUUUAGUCAAAAUGAAGUUUCGCAAGUUUUACAAUUAG